Trachymyrmex cornetzi is the source of this 405-nucleotide messenger RNA. RefSeq lists its product as uncharacterized. Bases 1 to 405 code for a protein of 134 amino acids. The record is from RefSeq and is a predicted model, not a curated record. The transcript has 2 exons. NCBI's taxonomy places the organism in Eukaryota, Metazoa, Arthropoda, Insecta, Hymenoptera, Formicidae.
AUGCUGAGGAGAGCGUACAUUUUAAGAUUUAUAUACAAUGUAAAGCAUACCAAAGAAGAGCGUAGAAUAGGAAUAAUAAGUACGGAGGAAAUUAGGGAAGCGAAGUUAAGAAUAGUCAAACUAGUACAAGCGGAAGCGUUCAUAGACGAUAUAAAAACGUUGAAGCUCAACAACAAGGUCCGAAGGGCUUCGAAGCUAAUAGCGCUACUCCCGUAUUUGGACGACGAAGGCAUUUUAAGGAUUGGAGGCAGACUGAAACAUGCGGCGUUACCUGAAGAAACGAAACAUCCAAUCAUACUCCCGUCACACCAUCAUGUUACUAGAUUGAUUAUUAUACAUUACCACGAAAAGCUAUUCCACGCCGGAGUGCAAACUACGUUAAACUGCAUAAGAGAAGAGUUUUGA